Messenger RNA from Malurus melanocephalus (red-backed fairy wren), 2918 nucleotides. RefSeq names its product Janus kinase and microtubule interacting protein 3 (gene JAKMIP3). Lineage: Eukaryota; Metazoa; Chordata; Aves; Passeriformes; Maluridae. The record is from RefSeq and is a predicted model, not a curated record. The transcript has 23 exons. The coding region runs from base 348 to 2831 and encodes 827 amino acids. Gene Ontology annotation, molecular function: microtubule binding; kinase binding.
UCUUUGCCAGCGGGGACCAUGCUGGAGYGCUCACAGCUGAUCCCAUGAGCUCUGACCCCUCCGGCCGUGCCCUGGUCCAGCGGAUGUGGAUGGGACAGGAAUGGUGUUGAUGCCCAGCACUGGCACCCCCGCUGCCCUGCCCCGUUGAGCCCCAUCCCUGUCCGGACAGGGCUCUGCUCCGCUGUGCUUUGGCCGAGUCAUGAGGGACAAACCGAGCCACUGAAAGUCAUCAGCCAAGAACAUUGUUACCCACAUUAACAGCUUUAGUAUUAAAAAGGCCCCAGAAGAUGUAGAGCUGCACAGAACAGCCAGAGCCAGCGGGGCCGGGGCCCUCCUGCGUGGCCACCAUGGCCAAGAGGRGCUCCAGCAGCMGGGCCAGGGGGGACAAACCCGACGCCCUGGCUGCCCUGCAGGCUGCCAACGAGGAGCUCAGGGCCAAGCUCACCGACAUCCAGAUCGAGCUCCAGCAGGAGAAGAGUAAGGUCAGCAAGUUGGAAAGGGAGAAAAAUCAGGAAGUGAAGCAGAUCAAGGAGCACGAACAGCAUAAAAGUACCGUGGUAGUCACYGAGCUCAAAGUCAAACUUCACGAAGACAAAAUGAAAGAGCUCCAAGCUGUUCGAGAAACACUUCUGAGACAGCACGAAGCUGAACUGCUCAGAGURAUUAAAAUUAAAGAUAAUGAAAUCCAGAGACUGCAAACCCUGCUCAACGCCRUGCGGGACGGGGCCCCCGACAAGGUGAAAACGGUGCUGCUCAGCGAGGCCAAGGAGGAGGCCAAGAAGGGCUUUGAGGUGGAGAAAAUCAAAAUGCAGCAGGAAAUUUCCGAGCUGAAGGGGGCUAAGAAACAAGUGGAGGAGGCUCUCACCAUGGUCAUCCAGGCUGACAAAAUCAAAGCUGCAGAGAUCAGGAGUGUGUACCACCUGCACCAGGAGGAGAUCACCAGGAUCAAGAGGGAGUGCGAGAGGGAAAUCCGCAGGCUGAUGGAGGAGAUUAAGUUUAAGGACAGAGCAGUCUUCGUGCUGGAGAGAGAGUUAGGGGUGCGAGCCGGGCAUGCUCAGAGACUGCAGCUCCAAAAGGAGGCUUUAGAUGAACAACUGUCCCAGCUCAAAGAGUCUGACCGCCAUCUGAGCAGCCCCAAGCGGGAACUUCCUUAUGCAAGUGGUGCAGGAGACGCUUCAGAUCAUUCGGGAAGCCCCGAACAGCAGUUGGAUGAAAAGGAUGCCCGGCGCUUCCAGCUGAAAAUCGCGGAGCUGAGCGGGAUCAUCCGGAAGCUGGAGGACAGGAACGCGCUGCUGUCRGAGGAGAGGAACGAGCUGUUGAAACGCCUCAGAGAAGCAGAAAGUCAGUAUAAGCCCAUCUUGGACAAAAACAAACGCCUCAGUAGGAAGAAUGAGGAGUUGUCACAUGCCUUACGUCGAAUGGAAAAUAAAUUGAAGUUUGUGACACAGGAGAAUAUCGCCAUGAGGCAAAGAACUGGAGCCAUAAGGAGACCAAGCUCCUUAAAUGACCUCGACCACAGCCAGGAAGAGAGAGAAGUGGAUUUCCUGAGGCURCAAGUGAUUGAGCAGCAAAACAUCAUAGAUGAGCUCUCCAAGACCCUGGAGACGGCUGGCUAUGUGAAGAGUGUCAUGGAACGGGAUAAGCUGCUAAGGUUCAGGAAGCAAAGGAAAAAAAUGACAAGGAUCCCUAAGCCCGUGGUGGAGACGUUCUAUGGCUACGAUGAAGAGGCUUCCCUGGAGUCAGAUGGAUCCUCCAUCUCCUACCAGACCGACCGCACCGACCAGACCCCCUGCACUCCCGAGGAUGACCUGGAAGAGGGCAUGGCCAAGGAGGAGACRGAGCUGCGUUUUCGGCAGCUGACGAUGGAGUACCAGGCCCUGUGUCAUUAUUGUAUCCUCUGUAUGUGGGAUUCAGUGAUGCUGCUGUGCUGUGCUGAACAUUGCAGCUUCACCUGCAGCACUGUUCAUUUCCUUCCCAAGGACAUGAAGUGGAUUGAAGAGAAGCAGGCGUUGUACAGAAGAAAUCAGGAGCUGGUGGAAAAGAUAAAGCAGAUGGAAGCCGAGGAGGCGCGGCUCAAACACGACGUGCAGGACGUGAAGGACCAGAACGAGCUGCUGGAGUUCCGCAUCCUGGAGCUGGAGGAGAGGGAGAGACGUUCCCCUGCCAUCAACUUCCACCACGGCCCCUUCACGGAGGGGAAGAGCCCGCUGCAGGUUUACUGCGAGGCUGAAGGUGUCACAGACAUAGUGGUAGCAGAGCUGAUGAAAAAGUUGGAUAUUUUAGGGGAUAACGCCGUAAGUGUAUGUUCCUUUAAUAAAUUGUGCAUGCUUUGGGGAAUACCUGUCCUGACACUGCAGCAGGAGUGGCUCCAGCAGAUCGAAGUGACCGAGUCGGCGCUGCAGCAGAAGAUGCUGGACCUGGAGAACGAGAAGGAGCUGUUCAGCAAGCAGAAGGGUUACCUGGAUGAUGAGCUGGACUUCAGGAAGCAGUCUCUGGACCAGGCUCACAAGCAAAUUCUGGAAUUAGAAGCCAUGCUCUAUGAUGCCCUGCAGCAAGAAGCUGGAGCCAAAAUUUCCGAACUUCUUUCAGAAGAGGAGAAGGAGAAGCUGAAGAGCGCCGUGGAGCAAUGGAAGCGGCAGGUGAUGAGUGAGCUGCGGGAGAGGGACGCCCAAAUCCUGCGGGAAAGGAUGGAGCUGGUCCAGCACGCACAGCAGAGAAUUAAAGAGCUAGAAGAAAGAAUUGAAGCCCAAAAAAGACAAAUAAAAGAGUUAGAGGAAAAGUUUUUAUUUUUGUUUUUAUUUUUCUCUUUAGCUUUCAUUCUUUGGUCAUAGUCCUUCAGGCCACAUGCACAAGCCUCCCGGGGACGCUGCAGCUGCUCCUGCUGCUCCUCACUUGGGGACAGCGCUGCUUCCCGAGCC